This is a messenger RNA of Corythoichthys intestinalis (scribbled pipefish), 2617 nucleotides long. RefSeq names its product AT rich interactive domain 3C (BRIGHT-like) (gene arid3c). Gene Ontology annotation, cellular component: nucleus. The record is from RefSeq and is a predicted model, not a curated record. The transcript has 8 exons. The coding region runs from base 1 to 1689 and encodes 562 amino acids. Gene Ontology annotation, molecular function: DNA binding. Gene Ontology annotation, biological process: regulation of transcription by RNA polymerase II. Lineage: Eukaryota; Metazoa; Chordata; Actinopteri; Syngnathiformes; Syngnathidae.
AUGGUUGAUAACAGAAGUUUAGGAACUAAAUCGUCUCUGGAAGGCUGUUUCUCGCCCACCAGCAACCUUUUCCUCCAAUCUCCCCCCGCCUCCUCGCACACCCCCUUCGCCGGCGUGCAGGCUCAGCAACACGGCGGCAUGAAGCUCAAGGCUGUCAUGGAGAACCUCCAGCGACAACAGGCAGCGCGCAUUGCCCUGGAUGAGAAACUCCGACAAGUGGGGAAGGAGCGAGACCUCCGCUCGAUGGUGGAGACCCGAAUACAUCAACAAGCUCUGGCUUUCCGGCAUUACCAGACGGCGAUGCACAGCGCUUUGGUUGCUGGAGUUGCUGGUUCUCCUCCCGGGGUAACGAACGGUCAAACGCAGGUCUGCGAAGCCUGCGAGGACAGGAACUCCCCCCGAAACAGCAUUGACAAAAGGGACAUGGAAGACUUGCAGGACAUGGAUGAGCAGGAGGGACUUGAUGAUGAGCGAGACCGUUCGAACCAUUACGAGGAAACUUGCUUGUCAGAGAAAAGCGCCGCGGUGCAUCUGAUGACCAAAGUCCCCGGGGGAUUGGCCCCGGGACGCCGACCCGAGUGCACCCCACGGCCGCUGCAGCCACAGCACCACGAGUGGACGUAUGAGGAGCAGUUCAAACAGUUGUAUGAACUGGAUGAGGAUGGAAAGCGUAAAGAAUUUCUGGACGACCUCUUCAGUUUCAUGCAGAAACGUGGGACCCCAGUGAAUCGGAUUCCUAUCAUGGCAAAGCAGGUGUUGGAUCUCUACAUGCUCUACAAGCUCGUCACCGAAAAAGGCGGCUUAGUGGAAGUCAUCAAUAAGAAAAUAUGGCGAGAGAUCACCAAAGGCCUUAACCUUCCUACCUCCAUUACCAGUGCAGCUUUUACUCUCCGAACACAGUACAUGAAGUACCUCUAUCCAUAUGAAUGUGAAAAGCGGGGACUGAGCUCUCCCAGUGAGCUUCAGGCCGCUAUUGACAGUAAUCGGCGGGAGGGCCGUCGGCAGAGCUACGGCUCUCCCAUCUUCAACUAUUCACCUGUGGGCACCCCAGCACUGCUGUCUUCACCAAGGAUACAACUUGCCCACUUACAAAUGCCCACCAAUUCCCAGAUACCUGUGUUUGAGAAAGAGGAUUCCAUGGUGGCCAGCUGUCUGUCCAGUCGAGUAGUCCUCCCUUUGUCUCCCAAUCGCCAUCACAUUGCAUCUGUGACGAGCCAGGCAGCAGUUGCGGCGACUCAAGCUGCAGCUGUAAUACAGGCUGCUACUUUGGAGCAGCUCAGAGACAAGCUAGAAAGCAGCGAGCCCCAGGAGAAGAAGAAGAUGAUGGUAGCAGAGGAGCAACAGAGGGUCAUGCAACAAGCACUGCAACAUAAUAUGUUGGCCAUGGCGACCCAGAUACCGCUAAGCAUCAAACUCAACAACAGAGAUGAUAGACAAGAGACCGCAUUGAACCUGUCUACCAACGGCAUUAGCAGCAUCAACAUGUCAAUAGAAAUAAAUGGAGUUGUCUACACAGGCGUCCUGUUUGCUCGUCAGUCAUCCAUAACGGGGAUGAUGGGACAUCUUGGGAGCCAAUGUACAACUCAGGGAAAUCCCAGUCCCACGCACUUCCAGCCGUCUUGCUCUUCCUCCUCUUCAUCAUCUUCUUCCUCAGCUCAUGGGCACGGGAACUCUGUGUCCUCUCCCUGAGCAUCAUGUCACGCCUCCUCUUUUUCUCCCAGUCUCCAAGGAGCUGAUAUACAUGUGCAACAAUAACAGUCUGGACGAAUUACCAGAGCAGUUGAAUCCAUUUUUUCUGGUGGUUAUAUUUGGACUGCAGGCAAAUGUUGAAGUUUGCCUUUCAAGAGUCAUUUGCAAGUGAUCCAAGUUGUUGCGUCGACAAUCAGCGCUCAGUACAGGCAUUUCUGCAUAAAUUGCUAAUGUAGGCAUCAACAUGUUGUCUCCAAAUAUAAAUCUUAAGUAAGAAAAAAAACCGCACAAAUUGGAAAUUUAAAGCAACACUAGGUAACUUUUCAACCUUUAAUUACUAUAACUAGUUGAAUGACACCUCUUUUAUAUCUUAAGGGGCUCUGUAUCACUUUCACUAGCACCGAUUAACUUUGAGUAAGGUUGGCAGGAACCCUGCCAUACAAAAAAAAUACUACAAAUGUGCUGACUGCUUUAUGGCAUAUGUCACUUACCUCUUUCCUCAUUCAUGAUAAAGACGGAAGUCGAUGCGAAUGUGAAUUCUGCAAAGAUGGCAGAGCAACAAAAGAGACAAAAGUUUUGUCCGAGGAGGGAAAAAAAGGGAGGCUACCAGGAUACUCAAGAAUACACAUUGGCACGGCUUUCAUUCGCCGGCGUGACGCCCCCUCUCAUACCCCCUCAACCGAACUUGUCAACGCUGCGACAUGGUUGCUAAACGUCAUAUGCUAUUGUUGAGCCACAACUGGAUUCAUGACUUUAUUACUAUUCAUCCUUCACACAGCCUCUGGAAACAGAAAUGUUGUUUAAUCCAUCUGCAGGCGACAGGGAGAUCAUGAUUUUACUACACUGUGUGGGUGUGCGCUGGUCCUCAUGGGCAUGCAAUCUUCCUUAAGGCAAAACACUACUACUUUUGUCCACUUACAUUGCUAAA